GAACGAAAGAAAAGUCUCAAAAAAGUUCAAGGAGCCCAUACUUGAUAUAAAAUUGUGAAAUAGUGAUUUGUGAGCCAUGGCCGUAAGAACCACAAAGGCCGCGCUCACGGCAGCCUAUCCAUGGACCAAGACCCCUCUCAUCACAAGCGCACCGAUGCUGCGUAUCGCCCACCCACCCCUCGCCGUUGCGGUGUCUCGUGCCGGUGGGUUUGGCUUUCUGGCAGCCGGAUUCGAUACAGCAGACCUGGAAACCAGCUUCGAAAACACAGCGAAGCUGGUCCGCGAGCACCAAGCAGACAACCCCAAUUUUACUGGCGCUGACAAAGAUAUCUUGCCCGUCGGCGUUGGAUUUCUGAACUGGGGUGCUGACAUCAACCAUGCGAUCCCUCUGAUCGGAAAAUACCUUCCCGCGGCGGUAUGGCUGUUUGGGGCCGCCCGUCCCUCCGGAGAAAUAUACGGGCAAUGGGCGCAACGAGUCCGCUCAGUCACGGGCGGCAGGACGAAGAUAUGGGUCCAGGUCGGCAACGUCACAGACGCCCUAGGCACCGCACACACUGUCAAGCCCGAUGUUCUUGUUAUCCAAGGUUCCGAUGCCGGCGGUCAUGGACUAAAACAGUGCGCGAGUAUCAUCUCCCUUCUGCCAGAAGUUAAAGAUGCCCUUGUCGCCGACGGGCUCGGGGACAUUCCGCUCAUCGCUGCAGGGGGGAUAGUCGAUGGGCGUGGCAUGGCUGCAGCUCUGUGCUUGGGUGCAGAUGGCGUAACCAUGGGCACGAGAUUCCUCGCCUGUGAAGAAGCGAAUAUUGCCAUGGGCUAUAGAAAUGAAGUGCUUCGUGUCCGAGACGGUGGGCUCGUUACGGGAAGAACAACGGUCUACGACCGCGUGAGAGGUUACAACGAGUGGCCCGAGGAGUACGAUGGCCGUGGUAUUCUCAAUCAGAGCUUCUAUGACGCGGAAAAGGGCAUGUCGGACGAGGAGAACCAAAGGCUGUACGCGCUCGAAACGAAAAAGGGUGAUGAAGGAUGGGGCCCUAAUGGUCGGAUGACGACGUACGCUGGGACGGGGGUCGGGUUGGUAAAGCAAGUCGCCUCGGCAAAAGAGAUUAUAGACGGUGUUCUAGAUCAAUCAGCGAUGGUUUUGUCGGGAUAGGCGCCGAGAAGCUCUUCAUACAGUGUGAUUUUGCUUCUUUUUCUCCGUGCUUAGACCAGAUGAGUGUUCAGUUCCAUGAAGUGGAAAUAUAGUUGAUCGGAACAAACUACUCGGAGAGAUCUACCGGCACACAUUUCAGUGGUUGUACCGCCCCAGCUUGCCGAACCUAGAUGCGAAGACUCUUGAGAAUAUGACAACCCACGCCAUGCUCUAAGUUGAUCGUGGUGCGUAUGUAUAUAUUAAUAAACUGUACAUACAUUAGGUACACAGAGUACUAGGGGAGGAGCCCAAUAUUUCUAUGCAGGAAGGAGAACGGGACAGUCCAGAUUAAAGCAAUACUAGGCCAUUAGCAAAAACCCACAAGGUCAAAGCGCAACCCAAAAGAAGGACGAGAAGGAGAGGCACGGGUGAUGGAGAUACGGAAGGGGCAGCAUUUCCAAGUCCAGCAUACGGCUAUAUGAUAACAUCAAGAUUUUUUGCAAGG
Messenger RNA from Coccidioides immitis RS, 1631 nucleotides. RefSeq names its product oxidoreductase. Bases 77 to 1147 code for a protein of 356 amino acids. NCBI's taxonomy places the organism in Eukaryota, Fungi, Ascomycota, Eurotiomycetes, Onygenales, Onygenaceae. Gene Ontology annotation, molecular function: nitronate monooxygenase activity. The transcript has a single exon. The record is from RefSeq and is a predicted model, not a curated record.